AGCUUUCUGUUUCGUCAGUCACUUCACAAACGUCGACAGAGCAACUGUAGUUUCGUUUAGCUUUCGAUAGAUAAGCAAAAGCAUUUGCAGAAUGUCCAACAAACCGGUUCUAUACUAUGCGCCACGCAGUCCGCCGUGCCGUGCGGUGCUGCUGACAGCCGCUGCUCUGGGUGUGGAACUUGAUCUGCGUGUGGUCAAUGUGAAGGCGGGUGAGCACAAGUCUGAGGAAUUUCUGAAGCUGAAUCCGCAGCACACGAUACCCGUGCUGGAGGACAAUGGCGCUGUGGUGAGCGACUCGCAUGUGAUCUGCAGCUACUUGGCGGACAAGUAUGCUGGUCAGCAGGAUGCGCUGUAUCCCAAGGAUGCAGCCAAGCGUCGUGUUGUGGAUGCGCGUCUUUACUACGACUGUGGUCAUCUGUUUCCACGCGUGCGCUUCAUUGUGGAGCCAGUCAUCUAUUUUGGCGUCACUAUCGUGCCAGAAGAUCGCAUUGUCUACAUGCAGAAGGCCUACGAUGGACUGGAGCACUGCUUGAGCAGCGGAGAUUAUCUGGCAGGCGCAGAGCUGAGCAUUGCGGAUCUGUGCACAGUUGCGACGGUGUCCACAGCAGCUGCCUUUGCGCCUAUCGAUAGUGCGCUGUAUCCCAAGCUGACGCAGUGGCUCAAGCGCAUGGAGCAGUUACCGUAUUACAAGAGCUGCAAUCAGGAGGGACUGGAAAUGCUUGUCAAUCUGGUCAAGGGGCUGCUGGUGGAGCACUAACAAUGGCGCACUGAGCUUACAAUUUCCCACAUCAAUCAACUUGGCCAUAACUAAUACCAAUACAAUAUGUUUGCUCUUCACUGUC
This is a messenger RNA of Drosophila busckii, 842 nucleotides long. RefSeq names its product glutathione S-transferase 1 (gene GstE11). Lineage: Eukaryota; Metazoa; Arthropoda; Insecta; Diptera; Drosophilidae. The record is from RefSeq and is a predicted model, not a curated record. The transcript is spliced from 3 exons. Gene Ontology annotation, biological process: glutathione metabolic process. Gene Ontology annotation, molecular function: glutathione transferase activity. The coding region runs from base 92 to 757 and encodes 221 amino acids.